AUGAUGGAAUCUGGUGUUAACUUCUGUAACUCUUGUGGUGAACAAGUUGGAGUUGAUGCUAAUGGUGAAGCGUUUGUGGCUUGUCAUGAAUGCUUUUUCCCUAUUUGUAAGGCUUGUGUUGAUUAUGAAAUCAGCGAGGGACGUAGCGUUUGUUUGAGAUGCGGUAAUCCAUAUGCUGCUGAUAAAACAAGAGGUAAGGAUACUACCAAAGUUCCUGGAAAUCAAUCAACAAUGGCUGCACAAAUAAGUACUUCUCAGGAUGUUGGUCUCCAUGCUAGGCAUAUCAGUACUGUGUCAACGGUGGAUAGUGAAUUAAACGAUGAAUCUGGGAAUCCUAUUUGGAAAAAUAGAGUGGAAAGUUGGAAGGAAAAGGACAAAAAGAACAAGAAGAAAAAAGCAGCACCUAAGGCUGAAAAUGAGGCUCCUGUUCCACAAGAACAGCAGAUGGAAGAAAUGCAGCCUUCCUCAGAGGCGACUGCGGCUGAGCCACUUUCAAUCAUUAUUCCAGUCUCAAAAUCGAAACUCGGACCAUACAGAACUGUUAUAAUCAUGCGGCUCGUAAUCUUGGGUCUGUUUUUCCAUUAUCGAGUUACACAUCCGGUUGACAGUGCUUUUGGUCUGUGGUUGACAUCUAUCAUCUGUGAGAUCUGGUUCGCGUUUUCCUGGGUGUUGGAUCAGUUCCCUAAAUGGUCUCCUAUCAAUAGGGUUGCUUAUACUGAUAGGCUCUCUGCGAGGUUUGAAAGAGAGGGUGAACCUUCUCAGCUAGCUGCGGUGGAUUUCUUUGUUAGUACGGUGGAUCCGUUGAAAGAACCGCCACUUAUCACAGCUAACACAGUUCUUUCUAUCCUUGCUGUGGACUAUCCUGUGGAUAAAGUAUCGUGUUAUGUAUCGGAUGAUGGUGCGGCAAUGCUUUCAUUUGAGUCCCUUGUGGAGACAGCUGACUUUGCAAGGAAGUGGGUUCCGUUUUGCAAAAAGUUUUCGAUCGAACCACGUGCACCCGAGUUUUACUUCUCUCAGAAGAUUGAUUACUUGAAGGACAAGGUUCAACCUUCUUUUGUAAAGGAACGUAGAGCAAUGAAAAGAGACUAUGAAGAGUACAAAGUCAGAAUUAAUGCUUUGGUUGCAAAGGCUCAGAAAACACCAGAUGAAGGGUGGACUAUGCAAGACGGAACCUCGUGGCCAGGAAAUAAUUCGCGCGAUCAUCCUGGCAUGAUUCAGGUUUUUCUUGGACACAGUGGUGCCCACGACAUAGAAGGAAAUGAACUUCCAAGGUUGGUUUAUGUUUCCAGGGAGAAAAGGCCAGGUUACACCCACCACAAAAAGGCUGGUGCUGAAAAUGCAUUGGUGAGGGUGUCUGCAGUUCUCACAAAUGCUCCUUACAUUCUCAAUCUUGAUUGUGAUCAUUAUGUUAACAAUAGCAAGGCUGUUCGAGAAGCGAUGUGUUUUCUGAUGGAUCCAGUAGUCGGUAGAGAUCUUUGUUAUGUGCAGUUCCCCCAGAGAUUUGAUGGUAUUGAUCGCAGUGAUCGAUAUGCCAAUCGCAACACAGUUUUCUUUGAUGUUAACAUGAAAGGACUUGAUGGAAUUCAAGGACCUGUAUAUGUGGGGACUGGAUGUGUUUUCAACCGACAAGCGCUUUACGGAUACAGUCCACCUUCUAUGCCAAAUUUACCAAAAUCUUCAUCGUCGUGUUGUUGCUGCCCUUCAAAGAAGCCUACUAAAGAUGCCUCGGAGCUUUAUAAAGAUGCAAAGAGGGAAGAGCUUGAUGCUGCCAUUUUUAAUCUUAGGGAGAUUGAGAAUUAUGACGAGUAUGAGAGAUCAAUGCUUAUUUCACAACUUAGCUUUGAGAAAACAUUUGGUUUGUCCACUGUUUUCAUUGAAUCAACAUUAAUGGAGAAUGGUGGUGUGUCUGAAUCCGCUGAUCCCUCAAUGCUGAUCAAGGAGGCCAUUCAUGUAAUUGGCUGCGGAUACGAAGAAAAGACAGCAUGGGGAAAAGAGAUUGGUUGGAUAUAUGGCUCGGUUACUGAGGAUAUCUUAACGGGGUUCAAGAUGCAAUGUCGUGGAUGGAGAUCAGUUUACUGCAUGCCCUUAAGGCCUGCAUUCAAAGGAUCAGCACCAAUCAAUCUUUCCGAUCGUUUGCAUCAAGUUCUUCGUUGGGCUCUUGGAUCAGUUGAAAUUUUCUUGAGUAGACAUUGUCCUCUCUGGUACGGUUUCGCUGGAGGUCGUCUCAAAGUACUGCAGAGACUUGCUUAUAUCAACACCAUUGUUUACCCUUUCACAUCCCUUCCUCUCAUUGCCUAUUGUACUUUGCCUGCAAUUUGCUUACUCACAGGAAAAUUCAUCAUCCCAACGCUAUCAAACCUUGCAAGUGCACUCUUUCUUGGACUCUUUAUCUCCAUUAUAUUGACAAGUGUACUUGAGCUAAGGUGGAGCGGUGUUACCAUAGAAGAUUUAUGGCGUAACGAGCAAUUUUGGGUGAUCGGAGGUGUUUCAGCUCAUCUUUUCGCAGUAUUCCAAGGUUUCCUAAAGAUGUUAGCAGGUGUUGAUACAAACUUCACAGUCACAGCAAAAGCUGCAGAUGAUGCAGAGUUUGGUGAACUAUACAUGAUCAAAUGGACAACACUCCUAAUUCCGCCAACAAGCCUUAUCAUUAUUAACCUUGUUGGCGUCGUUGCUGGAUUUUCUGAUGCACUUAAUGGUGGUUAUGAAUCUUGGGGACCACUCAUUGGAAAAGUUUUCUUUGCAUUUUGGGUGAUCUUUCAUCUUUAUCCAUUCCUUAAAGGUCUUAUGGGUCGCCAAAACCGUACUCCAACCGUUGUUAUUCUUUGGUCAGUGUUGUUGGCUUCUGUCUUUUCACUUGUUUGGGUUCAGAUCAAUCCAUUUGUAAGCAAAGUUGAUAGUGCAGCUAUCUCUCAGACUUGCAUUUCUAUUGAUUGUUAA
Lathyrus sativus (Indian pea) is the source of this 2937-nucleotide messenger RNA. The record is from the annotation of a GenBank genome assembly. NCBI's taxonomy places the organism in Eukaryota, Viridiplantae, Streptophyta, Magnoliopsida, Fabales, Fabaceae.